This is a messenger RNA of Pollicipes pollicipes, 2119 nucleotides long. RefSeq names its product pre-mRNA processing factor 19 (gene Prp19). The record is from RefSeq and is a predicted model, not a curated record. Gene Ontology annotation, biological process: mRNA splicing, via spliceosome; DNA repair; protein ubiquitination. The transcript is spliced from 8 exons. NCBI's taxonomy places the organism in Eukaryota, Metazoa, Arthropoda, Thecostraca, Pollicipedomorpha, Pollicipedidae. The coding region runs from base 119 to 1660 and encodes 513 amino acids. Gene Ontology annotation, cellular component: Prp19 complex; U2-type catalytic step 1 spliceosome; cytoplasm. Gene Ontology annotation, molecular function: ubiquitin protein ligase activity; protein binding.
UGCACAUUGCCGGCUUUUUUCGCAAGCGUGACCGGGCGAGGACGCGUGGUGUUUGAGGGGGCGCUGCACUUGGAAAGUGGGCAGCAUUUGAACGUCGCAACACACAGCGUUCGAGAGGAUGGCGUUGGUCUGUGCCAUCAGCAAUGAGGCACCCGAGCACCCAUGCGUCUCGCCCGUGUCGGGUGCCGUGUUCGAACGGCGACUCAUCGAGAAGUACAUCACUGACAAUGGCGUCGACCCGGUCGCCAACAAACCACUCACGACUGACGAGCUGAUCGACAUCAAAGUGUCGCCGCUGGUGAAGCCGAAGGCACCCUCCGCCACCAGCAUCCCGGCCAUCCUGAAGUCGCUGCAGGACGAGUGGGACGCCGUGAUGUUGCACAGCUUCACGCUGCGCCAGCAGCUGCAGACGGCGCGUCAGGAGCUGAGCCACGCGCUCUACCAGCACGAUGCCGCGUGUCGCGUCAUCGCUCGCCUCACCAAGGAGGUGACGGCCGCGCGUGAGGCGCUCGCCACGCUCAAGCCGCAGGCGGGCGUGCCGGCGGCGGCGGCGGCUGCGGCUGCGGCUGCGGCUGCUGCCGCCCAGCCGCCGCAGGCGGCACCGGCCGAGACGGGCGCCAAGGCGGAGCUGCCACAGCAGGAGGCCGGCAUGACGCCCGAGGUGAUCAAGCAGUUGCAGGACAAGGCCACCGUGCUGACGCAGGAGCGCAAGAAGCGUGGCAAAACGGUGCCCGAGGAGCUGGUGACGCAAGAGACGCUGCGCACGUACCGCACCGUCAGCUCCAACCCGGGUCUGCACAGUGCCUCGGUGCCGGGCAUCCUGUCGCUGGACGUGCAUCAGGAGGACACGAGCAAGAUCGUGACGGCCGGCAGCGACCGCAACUGCACCGUCUUCAACAAGGACACCGAACAGGUGGUCUGCAUCCUCAAGGGCCACGCCAAGAAGGUCACCAAGGUCAUCUACCACCCGGAGGAGGACACGGUGCUGAGCGCCUCGCCGGACGCCACUAUCCGCGUGUGGAAUGUGCCGACGGCGCAGACGGUGCAGCUGAUCCGCGCGCACGAGGGUCCUGUCACCGGCCUGUCGCUGCACGCCACCGGCGACUACGUGCUCAGCUGCUCCAGCGACGAGCACUGGGCCUUCACCGACCUGCGCUCAGGCCGCGUGCUCACAAAGGUGGCCGACAACAGCUCGUCAGGCUUCACCACGGCUCAGUUCCACCCCGACGGCCUCAUCUUCGGUACGGGCACAUCCAAGUCCUUCAUCAAGAUCUGGGAUCUCAAAGAGCGCAGCAACGUCGCGAACUUCCCCAGUCAUUCGGGGCCGAUCACGGCCAUCUCAUUCUCGGAGAACGGCUACUACCUGGCCACUUCCACCGACGACUCCUCCGUCAAGCUGUGGGAUCUGCGCAAGCUGAAGAACUUCAAGACCAUCCAGCUGGAAGACGGCUACGAGGUGAAGGACCUCUGCUUCGACCAGAGCGGCACGUACCUAGCCGUGGCCGGCACCGACGUCAGGGUGUACAUGUGCAAGCAGUGGCAGGAGCUGGUGACCUUCACCGACCACACGGCGCUGGCGACGGGCGUCCGGUUCGGUCAGCACGGCUCGUACAUCGCCUCGGCCAGCAUGGACCGCACGCUCAAGGUGUACUCCAUCUAAGCGGCCGCGUCGCCCGGCGCCUGGCGUGGGCGCCAGCGCGAGUCCACUCGCAUCGUGCAUCGUGCGUGUGCUGGUAGAUGUCGAGGUGGAGAGGCGUAUGCUGCGCCUGGGCGCGGCCCCGAGGCGGUGUCCGUCGCGGACCACGCGCGACCGGACCGCUGGGAAGCGUAUCCGGGUGUCGGGUCCGAGAGCGGCAGGGCCGGCCGCUGGGACGGCCGUGUCUGGGGUUUGAUUCACGCGCGUGCGUGGAGGGGGGUGCGGCCACUGGCGCGACUGUGGCUGUGGGGGCGCGACCCCCUGGGACCGGUGGUCGCACGGUCAGCGCGUGGCGCCACUGAGCUCAGGUCACGUCCUGGUCGUGAGUUUUGGACGAUGUUGCGUAAGGCGUAAUUCUUGGCUGGCAGGCCCCGGCCGCGGCCGUCAUUCUCAUCACAAUACAGCGGAACAAAUACCUACGUG